Molecule: messenger RNA, 1188 nt
Organism: Heterostelium album PN500
Lineage: Eukaryota; Evosea; Eumycetozoa; Acytosteliales; Acytosteliaceae
Gene: osbG
Product: OSBP family protein
Exons: 5
Coding region: 1-1188 (395 amino acids)
Cellular component (GO): cytosol; membrane; intracellular membrane-bounded organelle
Molecular function (GO): sterol binding
Source: RefSeq, a predicted model, not a curated record
AUGAGUCAUCUCGAAAACGAUCCAUCUCUAAAGUCUUAUGCCGACAUCCACGGAGAAUGGGAACAUCGUGAAAUUUCAAUUUUUGGUGCAGUAAAGAGUUUCAUUUCACAGUUGGGUAUUGGUCAAGAACUAACAAAAGUUAGUAUGCCUUCAAUUUUUUUAAUGCCCUAUUCAAUUCUUGAACUUGCUGCCUCAAGAUAUUUGAAAUAUUUCCACUUAUUAUCUGGAGCUUUAUAUGAAACAGAUCCAUCAAGAAGAAUGGCAAUUGUCAUUCAAUAUUUCUUGUCGUGUAUUAGAGAUGGAAAUUUCACAAAGAAGCCAUAUAAUGCUUUGUUGGGUGAGAAUCACCAAUGUUUUGUUAGAUACCCAGCCUAUGAAGGUGAGGGAACCACUACAGCAAGAUUCAUUGCUGAACAAGUCUCUCAUCACCCACCCUUAUCAGCAUUCCACAUUUCAACAACCGACGGUAUUGCCAUGGAUUGCAAUGUUCAAUUCUCUGCAAAGUUUCACAUGAACUCUGUUUCUAUAGUAACUGCAGGUUCAAUUAUCAUUACAAUUCCAGUUAGAGAUGGUGACAAGACUAUCAACGAAUCUUAUAUAAUCGACAAGGGUCUUCCAGAUGCCCUCGUCAAAAAUGUUAUUUUUGGUACAAGAUCAAUCAAUUGGACAGACUCUGUCGAUAUCAUGUGUCAAACAUCAAACACCUCUGCCACCUUGCACUUUGACAAGAACGAAUUCGUAAAGGGUGACAUCUAUGUCUACAACGAGGAGGCACAAGAGGAGGAACAUCACGCUUAUCUAAAUGGUUACCUCUGUGGUGUUGUAAAUAUAGAUUAUCUCGAAGGAGAGAAAAUGAAAAAAUCCAAAAAGAAACAUUCUAAAUCACGUAAACAUCACUAUAAUCCAACAGAUACUGUUUUAAUUGAUACAGAGAAGUUAGAAGCAAAUCAAACACAGUAUCCAAGAACAAACGACCCAAUGUCAUCGUUGAACAUCUGGAAGGGCGUAACCAAACAUAUUAUUGAUGGUGAUAUGGCCGCUUCCGAUGUUGCAAAGAAAGAGAUUGAAGAUGAACAAAGAAAGAGAUUGAGAGCAACUAAAGAAGAUGAAAAGAAAGAUAGAGUUUACUUCCGAUUCGAUGAUUCCCUUGAAAGAUGGGUAUUUAAAGGGUUCCCCACUCCAAACUAA